Molecule: messenger RNA, 4498 nt
Organism: Spinacia oleracea (spinach)
Lineage: Eukaryota; Viridiplantae; Streptophyta; Magnoliopsida; Caryophyllales; Amaranthaceae
Product: putative disease resistance protein RGA3
Exons: 4
Coding region: 170-4264 (1364 amino acids)
Molecular function (GO): ADP binding
Source: RefSeq, a predicted model, not a curated record
AUUACUCACUUGAUACAGUAUAAGGCGUAUUUAGGUAUUUUUGUACUUGAUUUGGAUAAGAAAUUAAGAAUUAAGAAAUAUGUGGACAAGACUUAGAACAGCUCAGUAUCAUCUCUCAUACAUAGAUUUGGGGGCAGAGAGUGAGACAGAGGGUUCUUGAGGGAAAAAAAUGGCAGAGGGAAUAGUGUGGGAGUUAGCUUCAAAAGCCUUGGAAUCCUUGAGCAAAGCAGCUCUUGAAGAGGGUUCUUCUUGGUGGGGUGCACGAUCUGAUCUGAAGAAGCUUGAGGAUACCAUCAGAAUGAUUCAAGCUCGAGUUCGUGAUGCUGAGCGGCGCCAAGAAGCGGAGAACAAUGAAAGCAUCAAUCUCUGGCUUUCCAGACUGAAGCAGGUUCUCUACCGAGCUGACGACUUGUUUGAUGAGAUCAUCACUCUUGAUCGCCGGAAUCUGCGGAUGGAAAAGAGCUCAAUGGCAAAGGUAUUCUCAAGAUCUGGGCCCAUUUUUAAUAUAAAAUUGGCUCAUAAGGUCAACUCUAUUAGGGAAGAACUCAAUGAUAUCAAGUCCGAUAUGGAUGUUUUGAACUUGAAGUUCUUUCCUGCAGAGGAGCUACCACCUUUAAUGAUGCGUUUAAUCAAGGAAAGACAAACAUCAUCUUUUGUGAAAACAGAAGACAUCAUUGGUAGGGAAAAUGAUACAAAAUUAAUUAUUGGGAUGCUUUUUGAUCCCAAAUGUGAAUAUAAUGGGGAAGGGGAAGGGGAAGGGAUUUCUGUGAUCCCAAUCGUGGGGUUUGGGGGUCUCGGAAAAACCACUCUUGCCCAAUUGGUUUAUAAUGAUGAGGCUGUUCAGAAGCAUUUUGAUGUUACUACAUGGGUUUGUGUACCUGAGGUGGAUGAUCAAGACGCAGUAAUGAGAAGAGUUUACCAGGCCUUCACUCGUGAUAAGGAUUCUGGCAGACUCUUAGUAGAUGAGAUUAAAAGAGGCAUCCGACAAUCAAUAAACAAUAACAAGUAUCUUCUUGUCUUAGAUGACAUAUGGGAUGAAAGCCGAGAUAGAUGGUUGGAUCUCCUAAGGUUGCUUGAAUGUGGUCGAAAAGGGAGUAAAGUUAUUGUAACUACACGCUCUCUUACGGUUGCGGGAGUUGUUGGCACAAAAGAAGCCACGUACAAAUUAGGACUUCUAACAGAAGAGGAGUCCUGGAAUCUUUUCAAAAAAUUCGCAUUUGAAUCGGGACAAGAGGAGAGAAAUCCGGAUUUGACUCGGAUCGGAAAGGAGAUUGUUGACAGCUGUGGAAAUGUUCCCCUAGCUAUCAGAGUUGUUGGAAGCCUCCUCUACUCUAAAUAUAGCGAGAAAGAGUGGGAGCGCAUUAGAAAUUCUCAACUCUCAAAGGCAAAGUUGAAGGAAGGCGAUAGACUCAUGGCUGUGUUGAAGUUAAGUUAUGAUUACUUACCACCAGCAUUAAAGCAGUGCUUUGCUUACUGUUCAUUGUUCCCAAAGGAUUACAGAUAUGAAAAGGCUAAUUUGGUUCAUUUGUGGAUGGCACAAGGAUAUUUUGAGCCAUCAAAUAAUGAAGACAUCGGGGGUCAGUACUUUUCAGAGUUGUUAGGGAGGAAUUUAUUUCAAGAUCCUGAACAAGAUUACAGGGGGAUCGAAACAUACAAAAUGCACGACUUAGUGCAUGACUUGGCACUAUUCGUUGCUGGUGGUGAGAUUAUGGAGUUGCAGGGCCAAGAUGCAGAAGAUGAUGAUGAAGAUUACAUGGUACUAGUUGGUGCUGGUGGUGAGAACAUAGAGUUGAAUGAGCCAUUAAUUAGAGAAUUUAGACAUGUAAGGUUAGGUGUUACGAAAGGUGCCUUAAGUGACGGGGAUGAUGUGUUCAAAGCUGUAACAACGUUGCUGAAUGCAAGGAGAAUGCGGUCAUUACUAUUUGAUAUGGGUCUUGAACAAGCAUUGUCUCUUGAAAGGGUGGUUUUAAAAUGCAAGUCUUUACGUGUCUUAGACUUCAGCUAUAUGGAGAUAACAAGGAUCCCAAAUUCAAUAGGGAAGUUGGUACAUCUACGAUACCUUAAUCUUCAACAUACUCAUAUUGAAUGUCUUCCUGAUGCCAUAACAAAAUUAGACAACCUGCAAACAUUGAACAUUAUGGGGUGCAGACGGCUUAAAGAGUUGCCAAGAAAUUUUGGUAAAUUGACCAACCUCAGGUACUUGAUAAAUUCUAAGAGCGGUUUGACUGAUUUGCCAUCAGGAUUUGGGAAAUUGACAUGUUUGCAGGAGUUAAGUAAAUUCAUGAUUGGGGAGGGCAAUGGUAUAGACUCUUUGCCAGCCUUGAAUCUUGUGGGAAAUCUGGAUAUUGAAUUUAACAAGUGGGGCAGUGAAAGUGUUUUGGAAGCGAAGGGGGCAAAUUUGAAAAACAAUCAUCAAUUGACUUGUCUCAAAUUUUCCUUUAAUUUUGAAAUGGAAGAAGCAGCAUUGGGUGAAAUGGAUAAAAUGUUAAUGUGCUUGCAACUGCCUCCGAAUCUUGAAAAAUUGGAAGUAUAUUUGUACAAAGGAGUUGAAAUGCCACGUAGAUGGUUAGAUGGUUUAGAUAAGCUCAUUUCCAUUACUAUAAGGGAGUGCAAUAAUUGCAGAGUUGUUCCUCACAUGAGUCGGCUUCUUCAUCUCAAAUAUCUUCGUCUCAAAUUUCUUGAUACCUUAGAGUACGUAGAAGAUGAUGACAUAUGGGUUGGUAACAAUGUGUACUUCCCAUCCUUGGAGGGAUUGACAUUGCAAAAUUUAAGAGAACUAAAGGGGUGGACAAGACCAUCGAAGGACGAUGGUGAGCCAAGGCAAUUGUUGUUCCCUUGUCUUUUGAAUUUGGAAGUAAGUGAAUGCCCCAAGUUGAUGUCAAUGCCUCUAGCACCAAUGCUGGAGUCACUGGAGGCAUGCAAUAUCCAUGGUACACUGUUUGAAUCCAACCUGACGUCAGUCGUAGAUGAGGAAGAAGUAUAUUUGUACAAAGGAGUUGAAAUGCCACGCAGAUGGUUAGAUGGUUUAGAUAAGCUCGUUUCCAUUAAUAUUACGGGGUGCCAGCAUUGCAGAGUUGUUCCUCACAUGAGUCGGCUGCUUCACCUCAAAGAUCUUCAUCUCGAAGAACUUGAUACCUUGGAGUACGUAGAAGAUGAGGACGACAUCUGGGUUGGUGAUUCUGCUUCUGCAGCCCACAAUGUGUACUUCCCAUCCUUAGAGGUUUUGACAUUGCAUUAUUUAAGAGAACUAAAGGGGUGGAAAAGACCAUCAAAGGACUAUGCUGAGCAAAGACAGUUGUUCCCUCGUCUUUUGAAAAUGGAUGUAAGAGCAUGCCCCAAGUUGAUGUCAAUGCCUCUAGCACCAAUGCUUGAGUCACUGAAGGCUUACUUUAUCAAUGGUAAGCUGUUUGAGUCCAACCUGGCAUCAGUUGAAGAUGAGGAAGAAGCAUCAUCAUCACUACCACAAUCUUCAUCUCCGUCAAGUCUUUUCACGUCAUUAAAGCACCUGGAAAUGAGGUGGAUUGACGAUGGACUAGUUUCUUUGCGCAUCAGUUGUAGGUUGUGUAAUCUGGAGACAUUGGAAUUAAGGCAUUGCGACCAACUGAGGAGUAUAACGUUGGGAUCAUCGGCCCCAUACAGGAACUCUAUAUUGCUUCCAAGUUCCAUUCGGCAUCUCAAUAUUUACUAUUGCAACAGACUGGAAAACAUAUCAGGGGGAAAUCUGUCAGUCCUUGAGAAACUGGUGAUCAAGGGUUCUUGUGAAAAUUUGUACGUGGAAUAUGAGUCUCCAAAUUCCAUUGAGGAUCUCGAUAUGGGUAAUAUGUCAGGCCCUGAGACAUUGAAAAUUAGCUGCAGUAAAAAUUUGGAAGAGAAAAAGGAACCAGGGAAGAUUACCAGAUCCAUGUGGCAACAAUUGAAGAGUCUUCGUCGCUUGGAAUUAUCUAGCAUCACCAAACUGAAGAAGAUCCCAAAAGGCAUUGGUUGCCUAACCACGCUUGAAACACUUAAAAUUUGGUCUCUCUCCGAGUUGACACAACUCCCAGAAGAAAUGGGGAAUCUUUCCCUGCUUAAGAUUUAUGAUUGCCCAAAACUAGUGUUACUUCCACAAUCAUUACUAGCCCUUACCUCUUUACACAGCCUUGAAAUUGGAAACUGUCCAGAUCUUAGAAAAAGAUAUGAGAAGCCGGAUGGAGAAGACUGCCACCUUAUUCAACAUAUCCCCAACGUUAAAUUUUAUGAGAAACUGAUCAAAUACUUCGAUUAAAGGGAGAUCGCGGCUUAAUGGUGCUCAAAAUUGGUCCGGGAUCACAUGAUUAUGGUUGGUGAUGAGUCCUUGCCUUGACUGAGCUCAAUAAAUAGAUAAAGGAAAGGCUCCAAUGAGAUUACUGACUCGUGCCAAGCAUGUUUGGACUGCUCCAGCGUCUGGCUAUUUGAAGCUGAAUACCGAUGGAGCUUGGACUGCUCAUACUAUUGCUGGAGGAGGUGGUGUAUUUAGAAG